Ceratina calcarata is the source of this 5397-nucleotide messenger RNA. It is a transcript of the gene Fhos, whose product is annotated as Formin homology 2 domain containing. The coding region runs from base 496 to 4236 and encodes 1246 amino acids. Gene Ontology annotation, biological process: cortical actin cytoskeleton organization. The transcript has 20 exons. Gene Ontology annotation, cellular component: cytoskeleton; cytoplasm. Gene Ontology annotation, molecular function: actin filament binding. The record is from RefSeq and is a predicted model, not a curated record. NCBI's taxonomy places the organism in Eukaryota, Metazoa, Arthropoda, Insecta, Hymenoptera, Apidae.
CAGAGAAGGAGAAUAUCAGUUCACCGCGAUCAAGGUAUUCACGUGAGCCUCUGUUUCGUCGUCGUGCCGGUAGACGCGAAUGGAACGUGUGGAGGAAGAAAGGGACGCGGGGAAAAGGAACAGUGGGUCGGUGGAGACAGAGCGAGAACGCGAGAACGAGAGCAGCGAGGUUCGUUUUCUCGGUUGGUUGUAGCCGGCGAGUCGAAUGAAAAUAAAUCGGCGUUACGACGAACUGGUUCGUGCGUUCGCGUAAAGCCGUCGUGCGGUUCGGUGAAACAGAGACACGUCGCGACGCGACACGGCACGAGAAGAAAGAGGGGAAUAGAGAAAGGACCGCGUGGUAUCGGUACACGAGUGAGAAAGAGAGAAGCCAAGGGAAAGGGUCUCGCGACGCGAAACGAACCUUCGCGCGCUGCCCUUCUUUGGGAUCGUGGAAAAAAGGCCCUAUUGGACAACGAUCGGCCGGUUACGCUUGAGAUACAGAGGGGUCACGAAAUGUCUCUGACGUGCCGAGUGCAGUAUCUGAAUGACAUCGAUCCGUUCGCUUAUGCGAGCUCCUACCCGGAGCCACCUAGACCGCCUGUGCACACCUUCAGCGCGACCUUGCCACUAAUUAACCAGCUCGCAGCGGUGCAUCGACUUCUACGGGCGCCUCAUAGGCUUGAUGACACUGCGCUGCAGCUGUACAAAGACGGCGAUUAUGGCGCUUAUUUGGACCUUGAGGCUUCCAUCAGCGAGCAGCAGGAGGAAUUCGAGGGCUUCCAGACUAACCGAAAGAACUCGAUCGUUCUCAGGACACAGCUGUCCGUGAGGGUGCACACAAUCAUAGAAAAAUUGCUGAACAGCGAGGGCCGCGAGCUGCGACGGGCUCUCUUCUCCCUCAAGCAGAUCUUUCAGGAGGACAAGGACCUGGUACACGAGUUUGUACAGAAUGACGGGCUUGCCUGCCUCAUCAAGGUUGGCAGCGAAGCCGACCAGAAUUACCAAAAUUACAUACUUCGCGCUCUCGGCCAGGUGAUGCUCUACGUGGACGGUAUGAACGGAGUGAUGGAGCAUGGUCAGACGGUUCAGUGGUUGUACACGUUGAUAGCCAGCCGGUUCCGGUUAGUGGUGAAGACCGCGUUGAAACUGUUGCUGGUAUUCGUCGAGUACGUCGAGACGAACAGCCUGCUGUUGGUCAGAGCCGUCAGAUCGGUCGAUACGUCUAGGGGCAUGAUCCCUUGGACGAACGUGAUGAAGCUCCUCAAGGAUUACGAUGCUGCUGACACCGAGCUGCUGAUCUAUGCGACGACGUUGGUCAACAAGUGUUUGAACGGUAUACCCGACCAAGACACUUAUUACGAUCAAGUGGACUGUCUCGAGGAGCAGGGCAUGGAGGGCAUCAUACAGAGGUACAUGUCUAAGCAGGGUACCGAUCUAGACCUGCUGAGGCAGUUUCAAAUCUACGAGGCCGUGCUGCAUCAUGAGGAUGGAAACGACAGGGGUUCGCCCAUUCGCCAGCUGGACGAUAACAUCAGGAAGACGCUGCGCAACCGGAAGUCCUUGCUGGAUUCCCACGAACGACGAAAAUCCCGACGACAUUCGACGGGCACGUCUCCGUUGUCGAUGUCCUUGAACGCGCGGCUAAGUCCGCGGCUCAACCACUCGUUGGGUCUGAGCUCCCUGAGCAACACGCUGAACUCAAGCUUGCCCGACGACGACGAUGAGUCCAGCAGUUCCCAGAGUUCGCAAGGCCAUCUCGGAGAUGUUCAGCUCAACGGCAGUUACAAGGAGAACAAAGUGGACGUUGGCGUGACACCGGCGUUAAGACGUCGAAGGGAACGAGCCGAGAGGCAGAGGAGCUUUAUCAGGGAGCAGCAAGAGGCCACAGCGAAUAUGCGAGCAUCAGUCGUACCCUCGGACGACCAAGAAAGUCCCUACGCGUCGAACGGGCUGCGUUACACGAACGGAACCACGUAUGAGAGAAACGCGGACUCGCCGUUGAAUAAGUUGUCCAGGACGAACAGUAGGAAAGACUUGACGCCGCUGAUGAAUGCUGCGAACAAGCUCGACUCCGAGGAGAAGAAACCGUGGUACGGGAAGAGCCCGGACGAGGGUGUCGAGUGCGACGAGGGUAAUCACACUGACGAGGAUGAGGAUCGUCGAGUGGUUCUACAACUCAAGAGGGAAGGAACCGUCAAGGAUCUCACACAAAAGCUGGCCGCUCAAAAUCUUAUACCGAGCAGCCCAGUCGAGGAGAAGGUUUCCAGGAUAGGUGAUAUGAGUGGUCUGAUCUCGAAGGCGAAGGAGGGUCUCGCAAAGUCGAAGUCAAAGGCGGACGUGGUAAAGUCUCCUACGGGGGACAAUCUGCCGAAGAUACAGGAGGUAAAGAAAUCCGAGAAUGAAUUGCACUGGGAAGAAUUGGUGAAGAAACUGAAACGACCGCUCGCCCUCUGCGACCUCGACUUCACCGAUCUGAAUUCCGACGACGAGGUCGACGUUCUCGGCCCGGUGAACGUGACCAACGGGGUGCCACCGCCCCCGCCGCCGAUGGUUCCGACAGCCGGUGGCGCCCGUGCACCGCCGCCUCCACCUUUGGGCGCCAGGUUGCCCCCGCCCGUUCCUCAGGCACCGCCACCGUUGUUCGGUGUGAACCUAAAAUCGCCGAGGUCAUCGACAGCGAACGAUGCCGGCAACACGCCAAAGAGUCCACCGCCGACCUUCACCAAGAAGAGCAAGAAAACGGUGAAGCUGUUCUGGAAGGAGGUCAGGGAUGAUCCGAUCAUACUGUCGAGGCUGGACAAAAACAAGAUGAUCUGGGACGAGCUAUCCCCGGUACCUGUUGACACACAGAAGCUCGAGCACUUGUUCGAGAGCCGCGCCAAGGAUCUCAUCACGAAGAAACAGCAAGAGAUGAACAAGAAUAAAGAGAUCAUCGUGCUGGACCAUAAACGAUCGAACGCCAUCAAUAUCGGGAUGACCAAGCUGCCACCACCGAGGUCGAUCAAAACGGCUAUUUUGAAGAUGGACGCGACCAUCAUGAACAGAGAGGGUAUCGAGAAAUUAUUGACAAUGCUGCCGACCGAGGAGGAGAGAUCCAGGAUACAAGAGGCGCAGGCCGCCAAUCCUGACCUACCUUUAGGAUCGGCCGAGCAGUUUCUUCUCACUUUGGCCUCGAUCUCGGAAUUACCCGCGAGGCUGAAACUUUGGGCGUUCAAGCUGGACUUCGAGAAUUCGGAAAAGGAAAUUGCGGACCCUUUGAUGGAUUUGAAGCAGGGAAUGGAGACUCUCCGAGUGAAUAAAACGUUCCGCGGGAUUCUGAGCACGCUCCUUUCGAUCGGGAUAUUCCUCAACGGAAAUGAGGUGAAGGGCUUUCAACUGGAAUACCUUGCCAAAGUACCUGAAGUGAAGGAUACGGUUCACAAGCACUCGUUGCUUCAUCACCUUUGCCACAUGGUGAUGGAGAAGUUUCCGGAUUCCACGGAUCUCUAUUCGGAGAUUGGCGCGGUAACGCGGGCAUCGAAAAUCGACUUUGACGAGCUAGCAGCGAACAUCGGCAAGCUCGAAAGCGAAUGCAAGGCGUCGUGGGACCACCUGAAGUUGAUUGCGAAGCAUGACGGUUCGACGAUGAUGAAAGUCAAAAUGUCAGACUUCCUGGCGGAGUGUGCGGAGAGGAUAAUCGUGCUGGGCAUCGUGCACAGGCGGAUCAUAAAUCGAUUCCACAAGUUCAUCCUAUGGCUGGGCAUCCCGUUGCACAGGGUGCAGGACACGAAGCCGAACGAGUUUUGUCGGAUCGUGUCCGAGUUCGCGCUCGAGUACAGAACCACCCGGGAGCGGGUGAUACAGCAGCUGGAGAAAAAAGCCAAUCAUCGCGAACGAAAUAAAACCAGAGGAAAGAUGAUCACGGAGGUUGGUAAAUUCAGAACGAAAGAGGAUCGAGCAGACGCGGAGCUCAGACAACUGCUUGGAAGCGAUAUCUCCGACGUUGAGAGUAUUCAUGGCACUUUACCGUGGAGGAGACAGAGGAAGGAUGGCCGCACCUCGUUGGGUCCAUUGCUUCGCGAUGAAAAUACGAACGGGAACCUCACCGAUGGCGACGAUGAGUUGCUGGAAUCAUUGGUGAAGACCGCGACGAAGACGCCGGCAACGAGGACGACGCCGAGGGAGCGGAAGAGGACCAGACACGCCGAUCGUAAGUCUUUGAAGCGAUCGCGCACCCGGGAGAACAACACAACGCCAGAAGGGUACCAACCCUGAAGGGCUGCGAAUCGUGACCGACGCGAUGAAGUGCGUAGAACGCUGAAGAACGGUCUCUCGGAAGAGGAGAAGAAGCACAUCGCCGCCUACAUCAAGGGCUACUAACUGUGAUAAAAACUCAAACCCCGUAAAACUCAUCCGCGAGAAGAGAGCAAGGUUUAAAUCCAUAGCACGAUCUUCCCUUCGCUGAUGCCAGAUGCUGACGAUAUGGCCAGGAUUUUACGGAGGGCGCGACCAUUGCGAAAUACGACAGACACGAGAAGUACCAGAUACUAUCCUUUAAGAGAGAAUCGCGAACAUACUCCAAGGUUAUACGUUAAAAAUGAUCAUAAAUGCACGCGCGUGAGUGUGCGCGCAUUGACACUACAGGGUAGUCUAAAAUUUAAUUUGAUAUAAAUCUUGGAGUAGUUCCUUGUUUUGAACCUACCACAGAAUGGUCAUUACGUUCAUCUUGAAAUCGACUAAAGAGCUAUGCAGUCAGAUGUAUAUAAAGUGACCUCAUCUUUUCAUGAAACAUUCUUUCAAAUUUCCAAUGAUGCAAAAGGUAAAUGACUUUUGUUCGAAUCAUUUUUUUGCUGGACUGUAGGAAAUACCUGAAACAUCUUUUAGACUAUCAUGUACGUGUAUGUAUAUACAUAUAUUAUAUACACAUGCGUAUGGGUAGAAAUUUAAUUGUUUCUAUUGCAUUCGUCGUCGAAAAACGAAAUCCGAGCUUUCAAAUUCUAUGUUCUCGACUUAUAUUUCCUGUCGUUCAUACGAGUGCUGAUGUUUAAUUAUUUUCCGAUUAAUUUAUUUGAUGGCCAAUCGAUUUAAUGUUGAGCAUGUCUACGCGAAACACUCAUUUUCAAGUGUAUUCAUUUUAUUUUAUUUCUCUUUAAUGUCUUUUCAAAGAAUCCUUUUGGAACAUCUAUGAUACGUGAACGAAAAUGAUUUACCUAGCGUUUAUAUAAAAAUGUUAUAUUCGAAUAAAGAUGCAACGCCGGAUCCUAGUUAGAAAACAUAAUGUCAAUUCUCCGAUGCUCUCCUCGGAUGGAAUUACUAAUUUAAUCAUUCAACUCUCGGUCGUAUGCCUUAGGAAAAUGUACCCACGUUAAAUAUUACAAAAUAUUUUAUGCAUUCGACUGCAUCGGAGAAACGACUUCGAGGAAUGAGAAACGAAAC